CGGGGGGCGGCGCCCUCCCGCCGCAGCCGCAGUGGCCGGCGCCGCAGCGAGGAGCCAUGGGCAACAUCUCCUCCAACAUCUCGGCCUUCCAGUCCCUGCACAUCGUCAUGCUGGGCUUGGACUCGGCCGGCAAGACCACGGUGCUCUACCGGCUCAAGUUCAACGAGUUCGUGAACACGGUGCCCACCAUCGGCUUCAAUACGGAGAAGAUCAAGCUGAGCAACGGCACGGCCAAGGGCAUCAGCUGCCACUUCUGGGACGUAGGAGGCCAGGAGAAGCUGAGGCCGCUGUGGAAGUCCUACAGCCGCUGCACGGACGGCAUCAUCUACGUGGUGGACUCGGUGGACGUGGACCGGCUGGAGGAGGCCAAGACGGAGCUGCACAAGGUGACCAAGUUCGCCGAGAACCAGGGCACGCCGCUGCUGGUCAUCGCCAACAAGCAGGACCUGCCCAAGUCGCUGCCGGUGGCCGAGAUCGAGAAGCAGCUGGCGCUGCACGAGCUCAUCCCGGCCACCACCUACCACGUCCAGCCAGCGUGCGCCAUCAUCGGCGAGGGCCUCACCGAGGGCAUGGACAAGCUCUAUGAAAUGAUCCUGAAACGCAGGAAGUCCCUCAAGCAGAAGAAGAAGCGGUAAUACGCCUGGCAGGGUUCGGGAGCUAGGGGGAGCAAGCCAGGGAGCGAACGAGUCAGGAGUGAAUGAAUGGAUAGAUGGGUGAGCGAGAACCCGCGCCCGCGAACAAAGACAGCGAACCAAAGCGAUGCUUCGAAUUUUUUAAACUCUAUCUCUGUACCCAAAUGCAGAACUGGUGACUUAACCUGGCCUGGAGCUGAUUUAUCAGCCAGCUCGCCAUCUGCCCCACCCCCACGCCAGCUCUGGGGACCUUUUGUCUGAGCACCGGAGAUACCUAGUGGGUGGGGGACCGGUGGGGUGUGGACCUUCAGUUCAGGCUUGUGCGCCCUCCGGCCCCAGGAGAAGAAUCAGAUGUCAGAGACAAGGCGAUUUCAUGAUUUCUUCUUACUCCACUGGGCCGGGAGUUCAGGCUGCCCCGCCCCCAUUGGGGGAUCACCUGUGAGUUACCUGAGGACAGGUUGUGACAGGGACACUGCCUCUCUGUCUCAUCCAGGGGCAUUACGCACAGCAGAAAAGCCCGGGCGGGCGGGUGUCGGAGGCUCCACUCGGCCUCGGAUCCGUCCAGUACUCCAUGAGGCUGAGAGUCCCUGCCUGCCCACCCCUCAGGGGUGUUCUGCACAGCAUGAGCUAAUAGAUGGAGAAGCCCGUGGCUGCCGACCUGCAGGGCAAGUCGCCAACCUGCAGAGGAUGCCACUCUGCCUCCCCUGACCCUGGUCUCCAGUGCCGCCUCCUGCCGCACCUGCAGCCGCGUCCUGCUCACCCUGUUUCUCGGGGACUGGCCCAACAGCUCCUGAGGUCCCUCUUCGUUUUCACUGAUAAGAAAGCUUCCAAUUCUGGGGGAGGGUGGCCAAAGGCUUCCCACAGGUGGACACCCCUCCCUGUGAGAGUUCUGACACUGCAGACGCAGUAGUGGACGCUUCCAGCAAGAGGCUGUUGGGGAGCUGUUUACAAGAUUCUCGUUCUUCUGGUGACUCCUCAUGACUGUCCUCAUUCCCUGAAACACUGACUUCCCAUUCAAUUGAUUUCAACUGCCCAUGUCUCUUGAAAACUAAAAUUUACAUGUUUAAUUGAAGAGUCGCCGUGGUAAGUCAUGACAAUUGCAAGAGCCUAUUUCACACAGA
Molecule: messenger RNA, 1753 nt
Organism: Ictidomys tridecemlineatus (thirteen-lined ground squirrel)
Lineage: Eukaryota; Metazoa; Chordata; Mammalia; Rodentia; Sciuridae
Gene: Arl4c
Product: ARF like GTPase 4C
Molecular function (GO): GTP binding; GTPase activity
Source: RefSeq, a predicted model, not a curated record